GCGGUGAAGGCCGCGCAUCGUCGCUGUUCGAAGGGCGUUGGUCGCGUGUUUUUUGUUUCCGACAGGUGACCCAUUUGCUGACCACUAUCGAGUGGCUCAGGCUCUGGUCAGCAUGGCGGAGCCAUCAGUGAAGGUGGGCCAGCGUGUGCAGGUCAAGGAAAGCGCCGGCACGGUCGCCUACAUAGGCACCACGCAGUUCGCUGCGGGAAAGUGGAUCGGCGUCGUCCUUGACGAGCCCAAGGGCAAGAACAAUGGUACCGUGCAGGGCAAGACCUACUUCCAGUGCGGGGAGAACCGCGGCGUGUUCGUGCGGCAGACUCAGCUGACCGUGCUGGACGGGGGCAGCUCGACACCCGGCUCUAAGGCCUCCACACCCGCCGCCGAGAAGCCCAAGAGCCGCCCCGGCAGGAGGGAGACCCCGUCUGGCAGACUGCCGACCCCCGGCUCGGCCCGCUCCUCGGGCCACUCCUCUCCACGCGAGCCCACCAAGAUCAGCCCCAAGGGCCGCAACAUGCCCACCAAGAAGGCCUCGUCGACGCUGGAGAUCUCGCCGAAGAAGGAGCGCACCGCCGCCGGCGGCUCGACGCAGGAUCUCAGCGGCAACAAGCGCGCCUCGUUCGUGGAGACCAACUUCGUGGAGAGCCCGUCGCCGGCGACGCCGGGUCAGGUGGGGCCGCAGGUCACGCCAGCCAGCGCCGACCAGCAGCGCGAGAUCGAGAACCUGCGUGACGAGGUCAAGGACCUCAACGAGCGGCUGGAGACACUCAAAGCCAAGCGGGCCCAGGACCGCGACAAACUGAAGGAGUUUGACAAGGCCCGCAUUCAGCUGGAGCAUCUGCAGGAGUUCAAGGCCCGCAUGCUGGAGCAGCAGGCCCAGCUGCAGAAGGAGCUUCAGAAGGCGCGACAGGAGCGGCAGGAGGCGCUGGAGGAGCACCAGCGCGUCCAGGAGGAGACGGCAGACGCGCAGGAGACGCUGGAGAUGGCUGCUCUCGACAAGGAGAUGGCCGAUGAGAAGGCGGAGACGCUGCAGCUGGAGCUGGACCAGGCCAACGAGCGGAUCGAGGAGCUGCGGCUGGACCUGCAGAUCCUGCAGGAGGAGGUACAGCAGCGUGGCGAGAGCGGCGAGGCCACCGCCACCUCCUUCCAAGUCAAGCAGCUCGGCCAGCAGAACGACCGGCUGAAGGAGACGCUGAUCCGCAUGCGCGACGUGGCCGCGCACGACAAGCACGAGCUGCAGCGUUCGCAGAAGGAGAUGGAGAAGCUGCGCGCCGACCUGACGGAGCUGGGCCGCGAGCGGGACCGGUUCCGCGGCCGCGCCGCCGAGCUCGAGGCCAGCAUCGCCGACCUGCAGGAGCAGGUGGACGCGGCGCUGGGUGCCGAGGAGAUGGUCGAGCAGCUGUCGCAGCGGAACCUGGCCCAGGAGGACCGCAUCCAGGAGCUGACCGAGGAGCUCUCCACCAUGGAGGCCCUCCACGACGCCAACGAGGAGAUCGCCGAGAACUUCCGCGAGGUGGAGCUGGAGCUGAAGCAGGAGCUCGACAUGAAGACCGGCCAGCUGCGCCAGGUGGAGCGGAGCCUGGAGGCGGCGCACGAGGUGAUUGCCGACCACGCCAGCACCAUCGGCAAGUUCCGCGAGCUGGUCCAGCGGCUGCAGGACCAGAACGGCGAGCUGCGCGCCCAGCUGGAGCGCGAGACCAACAAGCCGGUCGGCGUGCCGGCAGAGAAGAUCGACUUCAAGAAAAUGUUCGCGGAGACAAAGGCGCAUGCCAAGGCGAUUGAGAUGGACCUGCGGAAGAUCGAGGUGCAGCAGUCGAACCGUCACGUGGAGCUGCUGGCCAACUUCCUCCCCGACAGCUUCCUCGCCAGGGGAGGUGACCACGACGCCGUGCUGGUGCUGCUGUUGGUGCCGCGUCUCUCGGUGAAGGCCGAGAUCCUGCUGGCCCAGCUGCGUGACAAGUACCCGCCGCCGGCCACCGUCGACAAGGCGGCCGUGCUGAAGACGCACGCCGUCGAGCAGUACUGCUUCGGCGCCCGGCUGGUUCACCUCCUGCUGGCCCUGCAGACCAGCCUGGACCAGUACCGCAGCGCUCUGGACACUGUGGACGUGCCCACCCUGCUCAAGAUGGGCACCCUGUACCCGGAGAUGGCCGCCCAGGAGCGCGGUCUCGACUUCUACAUCGAGCUGCUGCGUCAGGACCAGUUGGGCGAGAACGUCAGCCUGGAGAACAUCGAGCGUGUGGUCAACUACUUCACGGCGCUGUACCCCACCCAGCUGGCGGCCGCGGCGCCCGACCACUACAGCCAUCUGUUGGCCGCCGCCAAAACCAUGAGUUCCGGCUGCGCCUCCAUCGAGGCCGAGGCGCAGCGGCUGAAGGUGAUCUCGCAGGAGGGCGAGGCGCACACGCUGUUCGGCUGGCUGGCGGCCACGGCCGAGGCGUGUGGGCAGCUGGCCAAGCGGGUCCGGCGCCGGCUACCGCAGGACGGCUCGGCCGAGCGGCUCUCCUUCCCGGACGAGGUAGGCGAGGAGAUCGCCGAGGUGCUGCGACACCUGCACCGGGUCAGCACCGUGGCGCGAGACGUGGGGCGCGCCUGCACGCCCCUGCUGGCCGGUCUGCCCGACGUGGAGGCCGGCCUGCCGUCGGCCAAGACGCUGGAGGCUGUGGCUCGCAGCGUUGAUCUGGUGUACGGGGCGGACGACAACGGCGCCGACUCGCUGCGCAGCUCACUGACGCUCGUCAGCGACAAGCUGGCCCGCCUGGCCGACGCCUUGGAGAAGGGCGAGUACGACUUCGACGGCUCCGUGCCCGAGAAGCCGACACCGCCGAUCGAGCUGCGCAUGCGCGCCGUCAAGGCUGAGAUGCUGGAGAGCAGCGGCAUGAAGGCCAAGCUGAAGAACCGCGAGGAGGAGAUGAAGGAGCUGAAGCUGGCCGUCAAGCUGAAGGCUGAGGAGCUGAGCGAGGCGAACGUGCGCCGCGAGAUCGCCGAGAAGAAGCUGUCGGGCUCCACGAAGGACGCCGACCUCACCAUCGAGAAGCUCCAGCGCAAGCUGGACGACGCCACGAUGCUGCUGCGGCGGAAGGAGCGCGAGUCGGAGGAAACGCUGAACCACCUGCAGACGGACCUCGAGUCGCUCGAGUCGGAGCGCUCCGAGCUCAAGGAGAAGCUGAAGCUGAUCAACAAGCGCGCGCUGAUCGAGGGCCUCACCAAGCCCAGCGGCUCCAUGUCGCCGGGCGGCGGCGCGUCGCUGCCGCCGGCGGCGGUGCGCGACUCGCCGAUGCUGCUGCAGGAGAUCGCCAGCCUGCAGCAGGCGCUGCAGCGCCAGAGGACGGAGAUCUGCGACCUGCGCGGCGCGGAGGCUCGGCGCCGGCUGCAGGCCAUGCUGCCGCUUAAGGUACCCAAGCUUCCGCUGUCCAUGGACGAGGACUACAAGGACCUGGAGAACCGCGCCACCAAGCUGCAGUGGGAGCUGAUGCAGCACGAGUGCCACCCGCCGGUGCCGAACCUGAGCCGGCCCGGCUGGCGCGCCGAGUUCGCCGCCGCACGUGCCGCCGCCGCCGCCCGCCUGCGCGCGCUCGACGAGGCCGGCCGUCAGCUGCGGGACGACGUGGCCCGUUACGUGGCGCGCCGGCGCGCCGGCGGCGCCGCGCUGGCCGACUUCGGUCUCUUCCCAUCGGACGCCGUGGCGCAGACGCUGUCGGCGGGCCCCGGCCAGCUGGUGGGGCGCGUCACUGUGCCCGGCCCGGCCGCGCCCUGCGUACCGCUCGACGUGACGCCCGACGACGUGGAGCGCAUCCACCGCAGCCUGGUGGCCCUGAUCGCCGUCUGA
This is a messenger RNA of Pollicipes pollicipes, 3826 nucleotides long. Its product is annotated as dynactin subunit 1. Lineage: Eukaryota; Metazoa; Arthropoda; Thecostraca; Pollicipedomorpha; Pollicipedidae. The transcript has 25 exons. The coding region runs from base 113 to 3826 and encodes 1237 amino acids. The record is from RefSeq and is a predicted model, not a curated record.